CACAAGUUGUUUCAGACCAAGCAACACCACAUGUUUAUUCGAAACGAUAGUACGAAGCGAUAUAACAAGGGUCUUCUUUUCUAUAUCUAUACCAACAACUUCGCAGUAAUGGCAGAGAGAAUCAUCCUUCAACUCAACACUCGUUUUCUAUUCUAACACACUCUUUUUUCUCUUCAAAUCAUCCAUCAUGGUUCACUUCACUUCCGUCUUCGCUGGGCUGUCGCUCGUAGCUGGUUCUCUUGCCGCGCCCUCCAAAGAAGGUCUCUUCUCCAAGAUUACCAAGCGGGCUGGUACUCCCAACAGUUCCGGUACUAACAACGGAUUCUACUACUCUUGGUGGAGUGAUGGCGGUGCCGAUGCCACUUACACCAACGGUGAGGGAGGUUCUUACUCCAUGGAGUGGAAGGAUGGCGGCAACGUCGUCGGUGGUAAGGGUUGGUCUCCUGGAAAGGCCCGAACCAUCUCGUACGAGGGAGAGUACAAGCCCAACGGCAACAGCUACCUCUCCGUCUAUGGCUGGACCCGAAACCCUCUCGUCGAGUACUACAUAGUCGAGUCCUUCGGUACCUACAACCCCUCCAGCGGUGCUACCAAGAAGGGUACCGUUGAGGCUGAUGGCAGCACCUACGACAUCUUCGAGACCACUCGCACCAACGCCCCUUCAAUCGACGGUACUCAGACCUUCCAGCAGUACUGGUCUGUUCGCCAGCAGCACCGCUCUACUGGCAGCGUCGACACUGGUCUUCAUUUCGAUGCCUGGGAGAAGGCCGGCAUGAAGCUCGGUACCCACGACUACCAGAUUCUCGCUACUGAGGGUUAUUUCAGCAGCGGAUCGUCCCACAUGACCGUCUCUGAGGGUGCUUCUUCUGGUGGUGGUGCCGGUGGCUCUACUGGUGGUGAUGUUUCCCAGGUCGGUGAUUCUCAGCAAGGUGGUGACGCCCAGCAGGGCGGAAACGGUCAGCAAGGUGGCAAUGGAAACACUUUCCAGCAGCCUGGCAUCUAAGCAAAAACCUUCCAAGCAAGAGUCUGGUGCCAAUUGCGCUUCUAUUUAUGGACAAUAUGGUGGCCAGAGCUGGGCUGAAGCUACCUGAUGUCAUUGGAGCUGCAAGGGUGCCAGUGGUACCUCUAGAGCUUCAAUGACAGGAUCACGGGUGAUUUGGAGUUAGAGUUGGAGAGACCGUAUUCUUUCAUACCCACUGCUUCUCGCUCUUUAGUAGAGAAGCGGUGGUGUGUAUAUACUUGAUGUAUAAAACUUGUUUGCAAUCAA
Messenger RNA from Fusarium oxysporum Fo47, 1267 nucleotides. RefSeq names its product glycosyl hydrolases family 11-domain-containing protein. The record is from RefSeq and is a predicted model, not a curated record. The transcript is spliced from 5 exons. Gene Ontology annotation, molecular function: hydrolase activity, hydrolyzing O-glycosyl compounds. NCBI's taxonomy places the organism in Eukaryota, Fungi, Ascomycota, Sordariomycetes, Hypocreales, Nectriaceae. Gene Ontology annotation, biological process: xylan catabolic process. The coding region runs from base 188 to 1003 and encodes 271 amino acids.